This is a messenger RNA of Thamnophis sirtalis, 6808 nucleotides long. NCBI's taxonomy places the organism in Eukaryota, Metazoa, Chordata, Lepidosauria, Squamata, Natricidae. The record is from RefSeq and is a predicted model, not a curated record.
AUGAAUGCAUUGCCCAAUAGAGGUGUAGCUUUUUAAAUAAAACACUAUAUAUUUACAUUCUUAAAUGAUGAACUGAGUUUUGCUGCGAAUGAAACUUAACCUGAUUUGUAUAAAUAUUCUUUAGAAUUGAUGAAGAUCUGGAAAGAUUUAUGCCGGUCAGAGAGAAAAGCCAUCAAGUUGUAGAGAUGUAUGUUCCAUCUGGUGUAAGAAGAUGACUCCACUUUCCUAUGUUGGUUGAUGAAGGCAUCUCCUUUAGAAGACCAUGCCUGAGAUCCCUCACCAUCUUUGAACCUAAGGGAUGCCUUCUUCAGAUGGUGGUACCAGAAGGUAAAAUGUGAAAGCGUAGGAGAAGAGUCAUUGUUGGAAGAGAAAGGAACUCUAUGGGUAACUCUUGUGGGUGGAAGAUUAUUGGUCAACCAUGGUAAAGCUCGCAAAUCCACUUUACACAGAGUGGAUUCUUGAAGCCAUCCACAAAGUGAAAAGGCAGAAGCAGAGGCCCUCAGAAGAGAGGAUUUGCCAUGCCGUUUGCGCAUCCCACGGCUUAGAUAAGAAGACCGUUUCCGAACAGUUGGAGCUAAGUGUCCAAGAUGGCUCCGUUCUCAAAGUUACCAACAAAGGCCUUGCAUCCUACAAGGACCCAGAUAACCCUGGGCGUUUUUCCUCCCUUAAAAUGGACGACGUUCCUAAACCCUCGAAAGGAUCUAAGGGAACCUGUCACGAGCUUCGAAAUGUGGAUUGGAAUAAGCUCCUGCGCAGAGCCAUUGAAGGGCUCCAAGAACCAAACGGAUCUUCCCUCAGAAACAUUGAGAAAUACCUGAGGAGCCAACAUGACCUGGCAGGCGUCUUCAACAACCCCAUCUUUCAGCGGAGAUUGCGCCUGGGGGCCAAACGGGCCGUCAAUAAUGGGAGGCUGUUGAAAGAAGGACCCCAGUACAGGGUGAACCAAGUUAGCUUGGAAAGCCGAGGGACAUAUAAAUACAGUUCAUUUCCAGCCUCCCUCCCGCCCGUCAGCCUUUUGCCUCACGAAAAGGACCAGCCCCGGGCUGAUCCCAUUCCCAUAUGUAGCUUCUGUUUGGGGACAAAAGAAUCAAACCGUGAGAAAAAGCCAGAAGAACUUCUCUCCUGCGCAGACUGCGGUAGCAGCGGUAUGUGGGUUUGUCAAGUCUGCACACCAAAGAAAAAGGGAGGGAAGUUGCUUCAGGAGCGAGCUUCCCAGAUAAGGCGACGCUACACAAAACCUAUUGGACGGCCAAAAAACAAACUAAAGCAACAAAUGUUGUCUGUUCCCAGUGCGGAAGGAUCCAAGAAUGCAUUCCCAGGAAGGGGGUCACCUGGUAGGGGUCAAAAGACUAAAGUCUGUACCACACCUUCAUCUGGUCAUGCUGCAUCUGUGAAGGAUUCAAGCAGCAGAUUGGCUGUUACAGACCUCACCUGGCCUGGUGCCACCGCCACCAAAAUCACCACCAUCACCUCCACCUACAUACCUGCCGCUACACUUAACGUUAACAAGAAAACCCAGGGGCUCAUUGAUGGCCUCACUAAGUUUUUCACACCAUCACCCGAUGGUCGCAGAUCACGAGGUGAAAUAAUUGACUUUUCAAAGCAUUAUCGUCCAAGGAAAAUGGCCUCCCAGAAACCCUCCUGUACUUCUCAUGUGUUGGCUACAGGUACCACACAAAAGCUAAAACCUUCUUCACUUCCGCCCCCGGCCCCCACCUCUGUUCACAGCCCCGGUUCACAAAAAUCCAGCACUUCCAUCUCUUCUGGUUCUCCCCAGAGUUCCUCCGGUCAGCCGUUCGCGCUCUCCUUUAGCGGCCUUCCUAAUCACAGCCAGCUUUUUGAUGGACUUUCUCAUAUUUACGCUGCUCAGGGACAGUCGCGCCCAAAGGGGCAGCCAUGUUAUGCCCCUCCCAAGCGUUGGCAUCGUAAAGCAGCAUUCUCUCCCGCGCCCGCGCCCAAUCCUGCUUUCUGUGAAAAGGAAGAGAUUAGCGAUAGGUUGGUUUCUCCUCCCACCACCACCACUGGGUGGGCUGUGUCUAGAGGACAUGCUUUCAAAGCAAUUGCUGGCUUCGAGCAGACAACCUUCCUUAAAAAGCACGUGGUUCUAGGCAGAUUAAAGUAUAAAGUGACCCCUCAGGUGGGGACCCCCUCGCCACCAGGGAAGGGGAGCUUGGCAGCCGGAAGAAUUAAGCCUGAUCAGGAUGAUGGUACAGAAAUCAAAAUAAGCAUCAAACAAGAAAAUUCAGAUCUGUUUGUGGUGGGAAGCAAGAACUUUGUUACAGAAGAAGAUUUGAACAUGUUUAAACAGGCCCAGGAACUGGCAAUGGAGGUAAGCAGGAGGGCAGGUGUCAGACAUAAUCUUCUACUCAACAGUGGUAGUAAUUUUAAUUACUUAGUUGGAUACUUCUCCAAGGAAAAGCUGUGCCAGCAGAAGUAUAACGUCUCCUGCAUCAUGAUCAUGCCCCAGUACCAAAGGCAAGGAUUUGGGAGGUUCCUCAUCGAUUUCAAAUUUACACCACCAAGUACCAAGUCAUAUUUCCUCCUGGCUGACUGGGACUUGAAAUUCACAUGUCCUAUUGCUAAAGUGCAGAAACUCGGUCUUAGGGACAUGGUGUCUAGGAGCAUUCACAAAUCAUGUAGGCCUUUCAUAUUGAAAAAGAAAAGGGGUCGUAAACGCCGAAAGAUUAAUAGCAGUGUUACAACGGAGACCAUUUCUGAAACCACCGAAGUUUUAAAUGAGCCUUUUAACAACUCCGAAGAAGAGCAGCCCAUGGCACAACUGGAGCCGAAUUGUGAGACGGAUGGAGAACAUGACCAAGUGAAGACUGGGGGGCCAACCAUGUUGCAACACGGGGAAGAGGAAGAACAAGAGGAAGAGGAGCAGAAGAAAGACAAUCAAUGUAACCCGAAAGAGAGUCCAUGCAGAGUUAUGGCCGAAGAGGAUGUGGAUGUCCUCAAAGAAAGCACUAGAGACAAUCUCGAACCCGUAAUGCACAAGCAGGGAUGGCCUAAAAGCAUGAAGCAGUCUUCAUCCAGGCGGAGGCAAAAUAAAGAGAGAAAACCAGGGUUUAAGCUUAAUUUGUACACACCACCUGAGACCCCUAUGGAGCCCGACUGUCAGGGGAAAGGAGAGGAGGCAGAGGAGGUGGCUGAAAAAGAUCCAUCAUCGGCUUCUUCUCUGCCAGAAAAAGGGGAAAACUCUGAAGCCGUUUUCUCAAACGAGGACGAAGGGAGAGAUCUGGUGUCUGAGUAUCUAGAACUUCCCCGGAUGGAAAAGGCAGAUGUCAUGGAUGAAAGCAACAUCGAAACGGAAGGUAUGAGUAGUCAAGAGAAGGACCGGCAAGAGGAGAAGAUCCUGGAGAAAGAUGAGGCUGAGCCUAGAGAAGAACACGAGGGAAAGAAGCAGCCUUGUAAUGAGGAGGGACAUGAGGAUGAAGACGAGGCUGGAAGUCACCCGGGUUCAAAGGAAACAGAGGAGGUCGUAUCAGGUGAAGCUUUCAAAGAAGCGCUUGAGAAUCAAGAAGCUUUUGUAGAAGCCGAAGAACUGAGUGGCAGGCCAAAUGAAAUGGAUUUGAUGGACCGUAAAGUUGACUUUUCGCCCAAGUGUAACAGUGAUCUUAAAGAGCUUCCUGCUCUUCUGGAACCUGAGCCUGACCCAAGAGAGGAAAGCGCAGAAAAUUCCAGCGAAGCCAGUAGCCAUGAACUCAACUGUGUGUUCAAGGAGACGAAUCCAGAAACUCUGGAAAUAGACUCCGAGACCAUCCAGGCAGUCAACUCUUUAACCCAGGAAUCAGCAGAGCAGGAAGACGCGUUCCAGGAUUGUGUGGAGACCCAAGAGGCAUGCCAGAACCUGCAGAAUUAUUCCAACACGGCCCAAAGCCCACCAGCAGCUCCCUUAGAGGAUUGUCAGCCGUCAGAUCACAGCAGCCCCGUUUCGUCUGUCCAGUCUCACCCAAGCCAGUCGGUUCGUUCGGUGAGCAGCCCAAAUGUGCCUGCCCUAGAAAGCACUUACACCCAGAUGAGCUCAGAUCAGAGCGGCAUCUCGGUGUCAUCCCUGCAGAACAUGGAAACCAGCCCCAUGAUGGACGUCCCGUCGGUGUCGGACCAUUCCCAGCAGGUGGUCGAUAGCGGGUUCAGCGAUCUGGGUAGUAUCGAGAGCACAACGGAGAACUAUGAGAACCCGAGCAGCUAUGACUCCACCAUGGGCAAUAGCAUCUGCGGGAACAAUGCGUCGCAAAACAGCUGCUCGUACAACACUCUCACCUCGAGCAACCUGACCCAGAGCAGCUGCGCUGUAACCCAGCAGAUGUCGGGAAUGAACAGCAGCUGCAGCAUGAUGCAGAGCGCCAGCAUCAACUCGCCCCCUCCUUGCAGUGUCAAAUCCCCCCAAGCCUGCGGGGUCGAGAGGCCUCCCAGCAGCAGCCAGCAGCUCUCCCAGUGCAGCCUGGCCACCAACUUCAGCCCUCCUCUCCAACUGAGCGAAAUCGCCGAGGCCGGCAGUGCCAACGUCGGCUUGUACGAACGGGUGGGCCAGGGGGAGUUUGCAGCAGGGCAUUACCCGCAGCCUUCCGCCACCUUCAGCCUGGCUAAACUGCAGCAGCUGACCAAUACCCUGAUGGACCAUUCGUUGCCUUACAGCCAUUCAGCGGCCGUGACUUCCUAUGCAAAUGGUGCCUCUCUAACCACUGCGCUCAGCAGCUCAGGCCUGGUCCAGCUCUCUCAGCCUUCCCACCCGGUUCCAGGAGGGGGCCAAGUCCAGGCGACCAUGACUCCUCCCCCUAACCUCACUCCUCCCCCCAUGAAUCUACCACCUCCCCUUCUGCAGCGCAACUUGGCUACAUCUAACGUUGGCUUGUCCCAUACCCAAAGACUUCAAACACAGAUGGCCGGCAAAGGCCAUGUUUCUGUUAGGACUAAGUCAUCUUCUCUGCCACCAUCAGCAGCCGCCACCGCCCAUCAGCCACAGCUUUACGGGCGCACGUCACAGUCUGUGGCCAUGCAAGGGCCGGCCCGCACCUUAACCAUGCAGCGUGGCAUGAACAUGAGUGUGAACCUAAUGCCAGCUCCCGCGUACAACGUCAAUUCGGUGAAUAUGAACAUGAACACAUUGAACGCCAUGAACGGUUACAGCAUGUCUCAGCCGAUGAUGAAUGGAGGCUACCACGCCAACCCCGGUUACAUGAAUCAAACCGCUCAGUACCCCAUGCAGAUGCAGAUGGGGAUGAUGGGCACCCAGGCUUAUGCUCAGCAACCCAUGCAGACUACCCCGCACAGCAACAUGAUGUAUUCCCCUCCUGCGCAUCAUGGCUACAUAAACCCCAAGCAGUCUUUGAACAGCUCCUACAUGCGGAGGUAGGAGCCUGGGUCCCAAUGCGCGGGGGGGGGAGAUGUUCCCCCCCCUCCCUGCCAAGCAAGCCUGCGAGGAGUGGACCUGCCUCAAUGCGUUGCUGUUUCGGAGCGUGUGAUUCAAAACCAGCAAUUGGUGUAAAUGCAAAAAAAAACAAAAAAAACACUGGUUUGUGGCACCACGAAAAACGUGUAUGCAGAGAAAGCCUUACAUAACGUCCUUUUAGUUUUUGUUCUGUUUGCAAUUUUGCUUUGUUUGCAAAGUUUUUUUGUUUUUUUUUAAAUACAAUUGGUGUGGGAAAACAUGUGUUGCGAACGUGCAAACUCAGCCGAGGGUUCGCGUGCCAUUUUGAAUGUGCCUCUUCCUCUUUGACUCCAGCUCUUCUGGAGCCUAUCCGACUGUGCUGGCUGUCAGCUUUCCUCCCUCGUCUCCACCAUGUAAAUGCCUUUUCGCAUUGCAUUCGUUGGAUUAUUUUGUUCCUCAAAGUGGACACUUCUGCAUGCCGCUGUCUUUGUUAGUGACAGUGCGUUUUGUAGUACUGUACAAGUGUUGUGCUUAACAGUAAGCCAUUUCCUUAAUUGGUGAGUCUUUUGCCUUGAUUAGGUUGUUCCUCUUUAAGAGGUAUUAAUAUAUAUAUAUACAUGCAUACAUAACAUAUAUAUUUUUGCUAAUUAGAUUUUUUUAAAAAAGCAUUGAAAAUGAUUCCAAUUUUGAUUUGAUCAGUUUCUGGGUACUGUUCAUUGGGAAAUUCCUCUCUGUGAUUGCACAAAUCUGAUUUUUCCCCCCUUGGAGCUGAUCCAGAAGACUAUCAUGGUGAAUUGAACCUUUGAAUGGCAAAUAUUUCAUGAAAGAUUAUUCUCCUUUUUUGUUCAGAUAACAGAUCAUUUUCGGUUAAGAAGUGGGGGUGGGGGGGAAGCUUACUGUUACACAGGUUUUUUUAAAAAUUAAGAUACAGGCAUCUAUUGUUUAAAGGAAGCAUUAUCUGUGUGUAAACAAGUUUUUGAAACAUUUUCAUACGCAGAUAAAUUUGCAGGAUUUUUUUUUUAAAAAAACUUUGUGAAUUUGGUGUAAAGUUGCUAUUUUAAGGAAAUGCCUCUAAACUUUACAUUUUCAUUCCAUCUGUAGAUUUUUCUACCUUUAUAAAAUACGGGAGUUAUUUUUUAAGAAAAGUAAAUAGAACAGUAGCGUGUGAAUAGGUCAAAUGAAGUUUAAAGAACGCAUGUAAAAAAAAAAAAAGCAAAUGGUAUUUGUGUCUGUUUAUAUGGUUUCCUUUUCUCCCCCUGCCCCCUUUGAUAGCCUUUGUACCUGUUCAGAGUGACAGUACGAGCCAAAAGUGGUUCCAUCCAUGUAUAAAAAAUACACACGGUGAAACUUCUUGUAUUUAUGUUAACUUUUUAGUCAGUCACUUAAAUAAAACAAAAACAAGCUGUACAUUUUGACAUAAAAAUAAAUUAUGAGCCA